This is a messenger RNA of Prorocentrum cordatum, 1221 nucleotides long. NCBI's taxonomy places the organism in Eukaryota, Dinophyceae, Prorocentrales, Prorocentraceae. The record is from the annotation of a GenBank genome assembly.
AUGACGCCCGCCUGCAGCCUGGCCUGCCCAGUACUGUCGGAGAUGUACGAAUGCUCGAGCAAUGCUUCGAAAGGCACCUCAUGCUCGGGGGGAUUCCGCCGCGUGAGCUUCAGUUCAGAGGUGCACCUGUACCGGUACGAGCAGGUCUCCGGUGAGCAGGCGACGGCGGAGCCCCAGGUCGCGGCGGAGGACGCGGGCCCCGCCGACGCCGUGCUCGUCCGGCUGGCGUCCGAGCAGCAGAGCUUCCGGGGCUCGCGGCGGGCCUCCCCGUGGGGGGAGUGCUGGCCCGGGCUGCCGUCGGCGCAUGCGUUGGCGCCGCAGGAUCCAGACAAGCAUGGCGACGACAGCACGUUCAAGAAUGCCUUCCAGGAGUCCGUGGAGCGCCGGCGCAUCAAGCGCAGCGCCACUCCCAACGUCGGCGCAGUGGAUGAGGUCACGUCGCUCCAGCUGCUUGUGGCCACCACAACCGACGAGCCGCUCCGUGUUAUGCUGCAGAAGAGGACCAGCCACCUGCAGUCGACCCCCUCCGCGGUGUCCGGCGCCAACUCAGGCAUGGCGAUCGAGUCGGUGCGCAAGGCAGUGGGAGCUUGGAAGGACGCAGAUCACGAGCAUACCCAAUGUGCCAAUAACGUUCUCAAGCUUCGUACUGCUCUCCAGCACGCGGAGGAGAAGGAUAUCACAGCAGCUGAGGUCACGUGGGGCGACGCGGUCUUUGAGCACGCUGAGGAGCUAGAGUUGAAGCAGGGGGAGCGCGAGACCUUGAGGAAGCUCAGGGCCGAGCUCAUCGGCUUCAGAGACCAGCUCGCGGCGAAGAGCGAGGAGGUCAAGGCUAAGUUGUCAGAGACGGCCGCCUUGAAGGAGGACGUCGAGAACCGCCUGGCCAAGAAGCGCAAGGGGGAGGGUGGCGUGGCUGCCCCUGGCGGUGGAGACAGUGCUGCUGAGACUGCUUCCGCCGCCGCCGCCGUGGAGGAGAAGACGGGCGCCCCCGCCGCGUCCGAGGAGGAGUCCGUGAAGAACAAGCUGAUCGCCGAGUCUGCCGCCAGGAUCUCGGCCGCCAAGUUCGAGGCGCAGCGCGCGGCCUUCGGCAAGGGCAAGGGCGGCGACGCAGCGCCCGCGGGCAAGGGGCCAGGCGGCCCACCUGGGAGGGACCCCGCACCCCAGGUGGCUGCGGCGGCGGCUGCCGCGCCUGGCCCAGAGCCAGAUAGUGAGAGUAGCGCGUAG